This is a messenger RNA of Trifolium pratense (red clover), 1098 nucleotides long. RefSeq names its product calcium load-activated calcium channel-like. Gene Ontology annotation, cellular component: cytoplasm; endoplasmic reticulum membrane. Bases 315 to 884 code for a protein of 189 amino acids. The transcript has 3 exons. Lineage: Eukaryota; Viridiplantae; Streptophyta; Magnoliopsida; Fabales; Fabaceae. Gene Ontology annotation, molecular function: calcium channel activity. The record is from RefSeq and is a predicted model, not a curated record. Gene Ontology annotation, biological process: endoplasmic reticulum calcium ion homeostasis.
UUAAGGAUAUAGUAGAUCCUCUUUCACUCUGGUUAGUGCAAUCAAAUCGGAACACUUCACAAACCCUAAUCAGAGAUUACGUGUACUCUUCAAGUCUCAAUUUCAAUUUCAAUUUCGCAGUGCUGUGAACGUGUUCAUUCCCGAUUCUCCCUCCAUUCGCGUCACUUCUCUCUGCGAUUCUAGAGUAAAGACUAGUUGAUUGGUUUAAUUGCUGUUGCUGUUGAUCUGAAUUUGAAGGCUUUUGAAGUUCAAACUAUUUUGAUCAAGAUCCAAGUUUGCUUUCUCUGUUUCUCGUAGAAUUUUCAUUACCAUCCAUGGCAUAUCCUUUCUCAGAUUUUAAAUACUCCGAUGGCCUCACUGUAGUGGGUAUCUCCUUCUGUACAGCUAUUGUCUGUGAGGCCAUCUCAUGGGUUCUUAUUUACCGCACCAAUUCUUACAAGAACCUUCGGUCCUCCAUUGACAAAGCCUCGAAGAAACUCGAGACUAUGAAGACAGACAGCAACAAAAUCAACAUUAAGAAGUCCAAGACCAAAAAAAUUGACCGUGUUGAGACAAGCCUUAAAGAGUCUAGUCGUGACUUGUCUCUCUUCAAGUUCAAAUCUGGUGGUGUCGUUGCUCUGGUUCUCUUUGUGGUUUUUGGAUUGCUAAAUUCGCUCUUCGAAGGCAAGGUAGUUGCCAAAUUGCCGUUCAAGCCUUUUGGGCUUGUUAUGAAGAUGAGCCAUCGAGGGUUGCAAGGUACUGAUCCCACAGAUUGUUCCAUGGCAUUUCUAUACUUCUUGUGUUCCAUUAGUAUCAGAACAAAUCUGCAGAAGUUCUUGGGUUUUGCACCUCCAAGGGGUGCAGGUGCUGGUCUCUUUCCAAUGCCAGACCCGAAGACCAGUUGAUCUAGUUCUGUUAUAUUAAACAUUUUAUCUGUUAUUUCUAGGUUGAUGUUAAUCUGGAACUGCAUAACUCUAGUCGUUUAUAUUUUAUCCGGUUCUCUUAGGGAGACCAACAUGAUUUUAAUUGUUAUCACUGAUACUGAAGAAUUCAAGUUCGGUUUUAUGAUGGUUAUUUGGGUAUUUUGUAAGUGCAAUAAAGAGUUUCUUUUCUUGUCUA